GGAGCGCCAUGAAGGCGGAGCAGUCGCUGAGGAGGGAGGCGGAGUCUCCGCGCGUGCAGGCGGGCGAUGGCGCCACCCGUGGCCUAGAGGUCACGCGCCCGGGCGAGCCGAGCGCGAGCUCCUCCCGCGGCGUCCGCCAGCGUAUCGACUGCAGUGAACAUGCAGGUGCCGCUGGCCAGGCUGGCCUGCCCGGCAUACCAGUGCUUUCAUGCCUUACAAAUUAAGAAAAAUUAUCUACCUCUGUGUGCUACAAGAUGGUCUUCAACUUCUACUGUACCUCGAAUCACUACCCACUAUACUGUUCAUCCCCGGGAUAAGGACAAGCGAUGGCAAGGGGUGAACAUGGAGCGGUUUGCAGACGAGGCAGAUGUGGUAAUCGUGGGUGCCGGCCCUGCGGGGCUCUCAGCAGCCGCUCGGCUCAAGCAGCUGGCAGCCCAGCACGAGAAGGACAUCCGUGUGUGUCUGGUGGAGAAAGCUGCUCAGAUAGGCACGCACACACUCUCAGGGGCUUGCCUGGACCCACGAGCUCUCCAAGAGCUGUUCCCAGACUGGAAGGAGAAGGGAGCUCCACUUAACACUCCCGUAACAGAAGAUAGAUUUGGAAUUUUGACAGAGAAAUAUAGAAUUCCUGUGCCAAUUCUCCCAGGUCUCCCGAUGAACAAUCAUGGCAAUUACAUUGUGCGCCUGGGACAUCUGGUGAGCUGGAUGGGAGAGCAGGCGGAAGCCCUGGGUGUGGAAGUGUACCCCGGCUACGCGGCUGCAGAGAUCCUUUUUCAUGAAGACGGUAGCGUGAAAGGAAUUGCCACCAACGACGUAGGGAUACAGAAGGAUGGUGCGCCCAAGACAACUUUUGAGCGGGGGCUGGAACUACAUGCCAAAGUCACAGUCUUUGCAGAGGGCUGCCACGGACACCUGGCCAAGCAGCUGUACAGGAAGUUCGACUUGAGGGCCAACUGCGAGCCCCAGACGUACGGGAUCGGGCUCAAGGAGUUAUGGAUUAUCGAUGAGAAGAAGUGGAAACCCGGGAGAGUUGAUCACACUGUCGGCUGGCCCCUGGACAGACACACGUAUGGGGGCUCAUUCCUCUAUCACCUGAAUGAAGGGGAGCCCCUCGUAGCGCUCGGCUUCGUGGUUGGUCUAGACUAUCAAAAUCCGUACCUAAGUCCAUUUAGAGAGUUCCAGAGGUGGAAACACCACCCUAGCAUCCAGCCGACGUUGGAAGGCGGGAAAAGGGUUGCAUAUGGAGCCAGAGCCCUCAAUGAAGGUGGCUUUCAGUCUAUACCAAAACUCACCUUUCCUGGGGGCUUACUAAUUGGUUGUAGCCCUGGUUUCAUGAAUGUUCCCAAGAUCAAAGGGACCCACACGGCAAUGAAAAGUGGGAUUUUGGCAGCAGAAUCUAUUUUUAAUCAACUAACUAGUGAGAAUCUCCAAUCAAAGACGAUAGGACUUGAUGUAACUGAGUAUGAGGACAAUUUGAAGAAAUCAUGGGUGUGGAAAGAGCUAUAUGCCAUCAGGAACGUCAGACCGUCCUGCCAUGGCGUCCUGGGUGUGUACGGAGGGAUGAUUUACACUGGAAUCUUCUACUGGAUAUUCAGAGGGAUGGAGCCCUGGACCCUAAAACAUAAAGGAGUUUAUGAAUUUGUACCUUUGGAACAAGGUGAUGGAUUUCGGCUACAGAUAAAUGCUCAGAACUGUGUGCACUGUAAAACAUGUGAUAUUAAGGAUCCAAGUCAGAAUAUUAACUGGGUGGUACCCGAAGGCGGUGGAGGCCCAGCAUACAAUGGAAUGUAAACUGCAGCCGGCUUCACCCGUGCCAGUGUCUCUAAAAUGGACGGCAAGUUAACUUCAAAUGUUUGGAAGUUCACAGGUGUCAAAAAAGCUUAAAUAUAUUUUUAAUCAGAAUGUUCAUAAAGUAAUUAUCAGUGAAAUAAUUUUAUACUAUACCUAAAACUGUCCCAUAUUAUGAAUCUCUCUUAAAUAAAACUUUAUAAGUGAUGUAGCAUCUACUUCUCUCUCCAAGUCUUCCGAGAGUCAAACACUAUUGGCACUACUGGCCUCCAAUGUACAUUUGACUCAUCAGGCUCAGCACUUCCAGCGAAGUGUAUCUCCUAGAGCAGAGGUUGGCGUCCAGCCCACCACUCUUCUUACGCAGUUUUACUGGAACACAGCAGUGCCUCCUGGCUUACACACUGUCGAUGGGGGCUUUUGGGCUCCAAGUGCAGAACUGGGUAGCUGUGACAGACUGUAAUGUCUACCUGACCCUUUAGAGACGUCUGCCAGCCCUGCACACGUCACAGAGAGAUGCAUCAAAGAACUGAGAGAAACAACAUACAUACUUAACUUUUCAUCUGUUUAUUCAAACAAGAUGUGUCUAGAAGUUUAAAAUACACUGGACACCAUUAUCCUUUGUAAUGCAGAGAACCAUUUAAAGUAAGUUCAACUUCAGCAUAUUUUGUAACACUGGUCUAUUAAGAGUGAAUCCCUACCUGUAUUCCUAGACUGCAAACAAUGGGAACUGAAUUCUCAGAGGGAACACAUUAGGGAUCAUACAUAAUAGACAAGAUCCUUUAAUUGUCUCACUUCAAUGCAUACUUAAGCAAAACUGAAUUCCUUAUUAAGCAAACAUUUUUGCGUAAGCUGCCUUCUCUUUAUCUUUCUGUGCCUUUAUCUUUUGCUUGACUUUCAGCAAUUCUGCCUGGAUAGCUGCAAAAUAAAUAUGUAAUAUGAGUUAUUUCUCAAAACAUCCAAAAAAUUAGGCUGGCCAGCAAACUCAUGCUUUAGUGUGAUAAAAAAUGAUAUAACUGUUCGAAGGGUAACUGAGCCGUAUUAACAGUGUAUUUUACUUGGAGAAAGCAACCACACAAACAUAAAAACCACAGAGCACAAUUUUAGGAGACUGUCCACCGAGAGAACUAACUGAAUUACACACAGAUACGCCUUCUCCCUUCCAUCAGAGGGGGGACCCCACUGAAGUGCCUCCCCAAAGACCUAUGUCCACAUCUAGACCUAGAAUCACCAUGUGUACUUGGUUUAUUUGAAAAACAGGCUUAUUUUUGUCACAGCUUUCCAAAACUUUCCUAAAACAUAUUCAGUAGCUAGAAUACUUAGGUAAGGGCCACGUUCAGCUUAAGAAAUGGUCCCAAACACUAAAUUCGCCCUAAAUACUGUGUCUUCUAACGCUGCUCUUCCAUCUAGAAUUACAGGACAGCAGAGCAGACAGUCUUCAGACACGUGGACAGUGGCUGCAGUGUAAGCUGAAGGCAGGACCCUGACUUGUGCUUUCUCCAGCACGCCUGGAGUCUGGCCUGGAACAGGCGCUCUGCAGUAUCUGCUGGACAAGGCAACCUCUAAGUGGCAAAGCGUAUGCUAGUUCAUGAGGAUCAAUUCUUAAGGGACAAAAUGAACUUGCACUACAGAAACUGCUAACUUACCUUUAUCCUCUGGUGCUAUCUCCUGAGCUUUCUUAAGAUCAGCCUUUAAUUGGGAAAAAAAAUUAAAGAAAUAUUAGGUUAUGAGUUAUGAAAGUGGUUUUCUUUUUUAAUUAAAAUUUAAAACAGAGAGAGCUUCAAGAUGGCAGAGGAGUAAGACGUGGACAUCACCUUCCUCCCCACAGAUACAUCAAAACUACAUCUACACAUGGAACAACUACAGAACACCUCAGACCUCCCAAAAGGCAAGAAACUCCCCCACGUACCUGGGUAGGGCAAAAGAAAAAGAAAAAACAGAGAGAAAAGAAUAGGGACGGGACCCACACCUCUGGCAGGGAGCCAUGAAGGAGGAAAGGUUUCCACACACUAGAAGCCCCUUCACGGGCUGAGACUGCGGAUGGCAGAGGGGGGAAACUUUGGAGCCACGGAGGAGAGC
Molecule: messenger RNA, 3864 nt
Organism: Globicephala melas (long-finned pilot whale)
Lineage: Eukaryota; Metazoa; Chordata; Mammalia; Artiodactyla; Delphinidae
Gene: ETFDH
Product: electron transfer flavoprotein dehydrogenase
Biological process (GO): electron transport chain
Cellular component (GO): mitochondrial inner membrane
Molecular function (GO): iron-sulfur cluster binding; electron-transferring-flavoprotein dehydrogenase activity
Source: RefSeq, a predicted model, not a curated record